Bursaphelenchus xylophilus (pine wood nematode) is the source of this 739-nucleotide messenger RNA. Lineage: Eukaryota; Metazoa; Nematoda; Chromadorea; Rhabditida; Aphelenchoididae. The record is from the annotation of a GenBank genome assembly.
AUGAGUUUGUCAACCCCUGAAGGCAAUGUAGGGGGGGACUACAUCUUCCUGCAGAAGACUUAUCAGAGCAUUUCUGUAAGUCCUCUUCCCAGCGUCCGUCGUCAUCGCCCUCUUGUGCGUUGCACGCUCUACGGUACAGUUUGGGACAAGACCCGGCAUGCAAUUUGGCGGCCGGCGACCUCAAACUUCUUGUAUUUUCACAACCGGUUCAGGAAGUCGAGGCCUUUCUCACAGAAUGUGAUCAAGUUCUCCCGACUUUCCUUACCCGUGUACGCGCUCAGCAGAAGCACAUUGAAGGAGCUCUGAGGAGCUGGGACUCCAGUGGGUGUGAACAGACCCAUUUUGACCAUGUUCGCGGCUCAACCUCCUCCACCAUCGGCCACGAUCACCACAUCCACAUCGUCAGGCAUUGUGGUCCACCAGGCCGUCUCCACCAGACGUCGAACAUACAGUCCAAAUGCCAUUGCCGGAUUGGUCCAUCCCACCGAAGCUUCCGUGGUGUCCAACCCCCCAGCUACCUCUAUGAGAUCCUUCUCCCUUUGUUUGACGUGGUGAAGGGGAGGCCAGUUGACCGCGAAUUUCUGUUGCCCCUUGUACUGAAAUUCCGUCAACCGGUAGGCAUUCUUUAUGAAGAGUGCCACCUCGACGUCAUUUUCAGGGGUCUUCGGCCGUAUCUCAUGCUUUCUCCAAUGUUCUUUUCCAAGCUGGUGAUUCUUUCAGCCUUCUGUUUCACGCCUAG